AUGUGCGACAGUCCUCUCUUUGGCGAGUUCGGCCUGGGCAUCCACAACCUCCCAGGUCCCAUCUUCCCGUACUUCGACCUCUACAAGGACGAUCCCAUCGACAAUCUCGCCGUCGAUCCCGGACUGACGGCGUCGCCAUACUCUUCGUCGCCCAACUCGUCAUUCCCGUCGCCAGAGCAAUUGUCCGGGUCCUCGCCGCUGAGCUGCCACGAGUACUUUGCCGGCCCCAGAGACAGCAUCGGCAGUCUCGACGAAGCAACCAUCGCCCCUCAUGAGACGGUCACUAACAAUCACACUGUCGCUAAACACAGCGGCCAUAACCACAACAACAACACCAACAACAACACCGACAACAACACCGACAACAACAACAACAACAACAACAAUGCCAGAAGCAACAACAGCAAGCCGAGCAAGGCAAUCCCAAGCUCUGCUUUGGCAUCCACAUCAUCAUCAACAACAACAACACCGGCGGCAGCUCCUCAGCCACCCGCCAAUACGUCUCCCAUAGUAACACGGACAAGAAAGGCCUCUUCCCAGAACACGGAUGCUUCGGGCUCAACAGCUCAACCUCGCGCCAAGAAGCAAAAGACGACCAUCACCGUCAAGCUGGAGCCUCAAGAACCUCAACAGCAGCGUCCGCCGCAGCAGCGUCAACGACAGUCCUCGCCGCCGAAACGAAAGCCCGCGCGGCGAGGUUCAACAGCAAAAAAGGAAGAUGUAGCCCAGCGCACCAAGAACCUGGAACGCAAUCGCAUUGCCGCAUCCAAAUGCCGCCAGAAGAAGAAGGAAUGGGUGGUUGAGCUCGAGGACACCAAGAACACCCUGGAGGCGCGCCACGCCGAACUGCGAAUCGAGUAUUUCAAGCUUCUCGGCGAAGUCACAGGAAUCAAGAAUGAGCUCAUGGCCCAUGCCAAGUGCCAAGACCCCAACAUCAACUUCUGGAUCGAAAAGGAAGCGCUCAAGUAUGUUGAGCGAUGCAUGGACCCGCUGGAGCGGCGUCCAUCCAUGGUUGGGAAUGCCGCAUCUGGAUCUAGCACACUGCCCUCGCCGGCAGAGUCUCACCGGUCUCAGCAGGAGCAGUCUCUGCCCAGGCCCGAAGGGGGUAUCAAUCUCGAUUAUAUGCCCGACGAGCUGCUGACCGGUGACCUUGUUUGA
Trichoderma gamsii is the source of this 1158-nucleotide messenger RNA. Its product is annotated as bZIP transcription factor. Gene Ontology annotation, biological process: regulation of transcription by RNA polymerase II. The record is from RefSeq and is a predicted model, not a curated record. Lineage: Eukaryota; Fungi; Ascomycota; Sordariomycetes; Hypocreales; Hypocreaceae. The coding region runs from base 1 to 1158 and encodes 385 amino acids. Gene Ontology annotation, molecular function: DNA-binding transcription factor activity, RNA polymerase II-specific; RNA polymerase II cis-regulatory region sequence-specific DNA binding. The transcript is spliced from 2 exons.